AAAAUCAUAUCGUAAAUAUUUCUCAUUUUUUCUUGACAACUUUUAAUUAUUAUUUUUGUUAUAAAAUGAUUAAUAAUAUAAAAAAAAUAGUAUAAAUGCGCAUAUAGGAUAGGUAAAGAAAACAAUAAAAUUAAUCAAAUAUUUGAGUUAUUUCCUGAGUGCAUAAAUUUGGACGUAAAUAGACAAAUAGGAUUACAGGAAAAUUCAGUUGCAUUUAAUACGAAAUAACAUAAUGUUGUGGCAACUCUGAAUCAAACCAUUGAUCAUCGAAAUAUGACGUUUCAAGAAUUUUUAGAAAUUGUGUCGAAAUAAAUGUAAGAAUAUUUUUAAAGUAAAAGUUAAUAAUAAUUAAAAGAAAAAUUAAAGUAUCAUAGUAUAAUAUAAGAAGCAAUAGUGAACAAUUUCAAAUUAAUAAUUAAAGAACAAUUAUCACAUCAAAAUGUCUUCAUAUGAUAUAAGUGAUAUACCGUUAUAUAAAUUCUGUUAAAAAAUUCAAUUUAUUCUUUAACAUCAACAUGAAAAUCUCUUAUUAUUACAAUAAAUCAAUGUUUGAUAAUUAAAUUAAUUAAUAUUAAUAUAAAUAUUUUGAGAUUAAACAAAAAUGACAAUUGAUUUAUCAACAGUACCACUUGUUGCUUUAUCUAUCGAAUCUACACAAGUUAUUUCAUCAUUAUUAAAUUCGCCAAAAGUUCUUCCUUGCGAAAAUAAAUUACCAAGAGAUUGGAGAGGUCUCGCUCAUUUAUGCGAAUUAGGCGGAGAAUUAAUGCCCUUACUUAUAUCACAUCCAGAUCCAACUGCAUAUAUUUUAACAUAUUGGAAAAAAAAACAAAAAAAUAUUACAAUUAAGGAUUUUCAAAAUUUGUUAGAAAAAAUCGAUAGAUGGGAUAUCUUAGAUGAUACAUUAAAGCUUUUUGUAAGAGAUGGUGAAAAAUAUUUGGAACAAUUACAAAAGUCUCAAACAUCAGCUGAAAAAAUUGAAAAUGACACUGAAAUAGAAAUUCUUACUAUAGAUGAUUUCUAUAGGAAAGAGCAAGGACUAUCGGAACAAAAUUAUGAUGCAUUUAUAUUAUAUGCUGAUGAAGAUAUUAAAUUUGCUAAUGAAAUGGUGGAUAAACUUGAAAAGGAAUAUAAUUUGAAGCUUUGUUUAAAAGAUCAAUUACUUGGUGGAAUUACAUUUGAACAUGAAGCAGUAAUGAAAUUAAUAUCAGAACGCUGUAAUAGGCUUAUUGUUAUUAUAUCACCAAAUUUUCUUAAAAGUUCAGCAAAUAAAUUCUUUCUGAAUUAUGCUCAAGCAUUGGGCAUUGGAAGCCAACAAAGAAAGAUCAUACCAUGUUUAUAUGAAAGAUGUCAAUUACCACCUCAAUUACAAUUUAUGGUCAUAUUAGAUUAUAAUAAAUUGGUUUCAUAUAAUUUUUGGGAAAAAUUAAGAGAUUCCAUACAAAUAUCAAAUAAAAUAAAAGAAAAUCUAAAUAUUUUUCCCAUAAAAAAUGACAGCAAUCUGAAUGUGAAUAAUGAAAAUGAUAAAGAUAAACAAAAUACAAAUAAUGUAGAAAGAAAGGUUGAAAUAGAAAAGCUUCAAAUACAAAAUAAAAAAAAAACAUUUGAUACAAAGGAAAAUUCAAACCAAUUUGAAUUUGUCAGUAUAAAUAAUAAUUCAAAGGAUAAUAAUAAAAAACACAAUCAUUUUUUACUAUGGUCUAAAAUGUGGUCUAAAAAAGGAGAAAAUAAUAAAAAAGAUGCUUCAAUUACAAAAACAAUUAGUUUACCAUCUAUUGAAUCUUUGGAUACAUUAAAUUCAUCAAGAGAAUUAAUAGAAAAAAAGAAUAAAACAAGACUUAUAGAUAAAUAUAUAAAAAAGUGCAAUUUAUUAAGUUAAUAUUUUUAAAAUAUUUGUUAAAUUGUAAAAAAACAUUUAUUAAUUAAUUAUUUUAUUUUAUAAUUAAAGAAAUAAAACUGUAUUAAUAAAGUAUAUAAAUUCAUAAUAUAGAUAUAAAAUAUAUAUAAUUAUGUAUAUAUAAAUAAUAUAAGAUAAAUUUAUAUUAAACAUUUUUUUAUUUAUAUAUAUUUAUAAGAAAAAAUUAAAUCUUCAUGAUUCAUUAACCUUUCAUUCAUUGAGUGUAAAUAGAAUUAUCAAAAUUUAAAGAAAAUAGAUAUAUUAUUAAUUUAGAUAUGAAAUAUUAUUAAUUUUCUUAUAUGUAAAAAUGUAAAUAUAUAUUAUAAGAAUAUAUAAUAUAAAUUAUGUAUGAAUUAAAAUAAAUUAAAAUGAAUCCUAAUUGAAAUUUCAGGAAAGGAAAUCCAAUUAUAUAAAUAAAUAAAAAUAAAAUUUUUAAAAAAAA
This is a messenger RNA of Apis cerana (Asiatic honeybee), 2336 nucleotides long. RefSeq names its product myeloid differentiation primary response protein MyD88 (gene Myd88). Gene Ontology annotation, molecular function: TIR domain binding; Toll-like receptor binding. Gene Ontology annotation, cellular component: plasma membrane. NCBI's taxonomy places the organism in Eukaryota, Metazoa, Arthropoda, Insecta, Hymenoptera, Apidae. Gene Ontology annotation, biological process: innate immune response; MyD88-dependent toll-like receptor signaling pathway; defense response to Gram-positive bacterium. The record is from RefSeq and is a predicted model, not a curated record.